This is a messenger RNA of Oncorhynchus nerka (sockeye salmon), 1452 nucleotides long. RefSeq names its product galectin-9-like. The transcript has 11 exons. The record is from RefSeq and is a predicted model, not a curated record. The coding region runs from base 80 to 1117 and encodes 345 amino acids. Gene Ontology annotation, cellular component: cytosol; nucleus. NCBI's taxonomy places the organism in Eukaryota, Metazoa, Chordata, Actinopteri, Salmoniformes, Salmonidae. Gene Ontology annotation, molecular function: galactoside binding; carbohydrate binding. Gene Ontology annotation, biological process: positive regulation of gene expression; negative regulation of CD4-positive, alpha-beta T cell proliferation; negative regulation of type II interferon production.
CGUGGCAGAAUAGAACCGCCGGACCUCGAUGUGUUGCACUCUCUAGAUUCACCAAACAGUCGCACAGACACACUGGAGCAUGGCUUGUCAGCAACCCUUCUUCAAUCCGAGAUUGCCAUUCACUGGCUGUAUCCACGGAGCUCUGCGUGAGGGGAAGACCAUCACUGUGACAGGGAGAGUCCUGCCAGGAUCCCAGAGGUUUUAUGUGAAUUUGCAAUGUGGCUCAAGAGGAAAUCCCGACAUAGCCCUCCACUUCAACCCCCGAUAUGAUGAAUCCAAAGAUGUUGUGGUCUGCAACACCAUGCAGCACUCAAAGUGGGGCUCAGAGGAGCGUGAAUACCCAGCAUCCAUGACCCGGGGGGCCAACUUUACCCUCAUGUUCCUGGUCAACAGAGAUUCAUAUUCACUGAUUGUGAAUGGUGCUCACUUCAUGGAGUACCUGCACCGGCUGUCGUUCUCCAGAGUGGACACCAUCACCGUGGAUGGGGGAGUGGAGAUCCAAUCCAUUGCCUUCUCCAACCCUGCAGUGACAUCACCUCCUCCCCAACCAGGAUAUCCUGUCCAUCCACACAGUGGUCAACGGAACCGAACUAAAUCUCAUCAAAGUAAACCAUGUCCCAAAACUCCUCCUCAAUGGUGUAAUGCCACACAGGCUUUCUCGGCUGCGUUUUGUGCCCCAGGACUUUUUCAGACACCCCCUCCAUACACCCCCCAGCCAUCCUUCGUUGUGCCAUAUAAAAAUAUAAUGGUAGGUGGACUUUACCCAGGCAGAAACAUCAUCGUCCAGGGUGUGGUCAACCACAACGCUGAUAGGUUCUAUAUUAACCUGCGUUUCAACUCGGGGGUGGCGCUCCACUUCAACCCCAGGUUUAAUGAGAACACUGUCGUGCGUAAUAGUCUCCUGAAGGAACAGUGGGGUCCAGAGGAGAGGAAAGGGGGCAUGCCCUUCUACAGAGGCCAGCCUUUUACGGUGACAAUUACGUGUGACACCAAGUGCUACAGGGUGAUGGUGAAUGGAGUCCAGAUGUUCAGCUACAACCACCGCCACUUCCUGCUCCAGCAGAUAGAUAUCCUGGAGGUGGAAGGGGACGUGAGCCUGUCCUCUGUGGUGUUCUAAGUAAUGACUCUGUCCUCUGUUAUGGUUUGAGUCACGUACACUGGGGUCAAAGGUCAACAGGGGUAGGAUCUGAUCAGGACAUUAUAAAGACUGAUGGGUGAGAAAUCAUCUCUUCUGUGUGUGGAUGUUUUGCUAUGUGGCUGAUGGCGAAUGUUGAUAUCAUGUUGGGCAAGAUGUUUUCAUCAAUAUUUUCAUCUCUUUCAUAAACUAUUUAAUUUAGAGUAGACUAUGUAUAAAAUAGUCUUCUAUUUAUCAAAUUCCACGUACUUACUGUAUGUCUGUUCUCUCUUACCGACAAUGUUUCUACAUCAAAUAAACUUCAAUAUUGGAACUAA